AUGGUCGUUAUAAAACUCAAAUCAAUUAAAAAAAAAGUUAAUUCUACACCGACUUCUCAGUUAACCAACAAUUUUUUAUUAGUUAAUAAGGCUGUAACUUUUUCUGUUGUCAGAAGGGUUGUGUGGUAUCCUGUGGUGCCAUUCGUAUCUCAAUUUUUUUAUUCUUUCACUCAAACUUAUGCUUACGUUAAUCACAAAUUCUCUUAUACUCUAUUAUUGUUUAGCUUUCUUGGUGCGUCACUUCAAGGAUUACUGAAUGCCUUAGCAUUUUCUCAGGACACUGCUGUCAUUCAUGCUUUUAUGGCUACUAAAUUACGAUGGUGGAUCUACAUUGUUAACUCUUAUGAGUCUCAAUAUCCUCAUCUAUCUCACAACAAAGCCAUUACUUAUGAAUUUAGCACACUAGGAAAAUCUAUUGCUGAAUCAAAAACUCUAAAUUACAAUAAGGCUGAUAGCAUUAAAAAAAAUAUUAUCAAUCAAGAUAUUAAUAACAUAAUUAAUAAUGACAACAAGAAUAAUCCUAUUAAUAAUGGUGUUAUUAAUACCAAUAAUAAUAAUUUAGCUUUACAACCUUCUUUUUUAGAAUGGUUAAAAUACAUGUUGUUGAUUAAACUUUUCUCAGCUCCAGAAGAUUCACCUCGAUUAAUUUCACCCAAACUUUUAUUGAAGAUCGAUUCACCUGCUGAAAAUAUGCAAAUGCACCGUUCAAUACAAGAAAUAAUUCAUGACAAUCAAAAUAAUGAAAUAAUUCAUAACGAUAAAGAUAAUUAUUUAAUUCAUCCUGAACCUAUCCAUUCAAAACAGGCUUCCCCUUUAGAUGUAUCAUCUAAUUGUUUAAAUCAAGAAACAUCAUUUAAUCUCUUGAUAGGCAGUUCUAAUCAAAAUAAUAUCAGUAAUGUAAAUAAUAAACGCGUCGCAAACCGUACGAUCGAUGAAGAAGAAGAGCAGAUUGAUGCUAUAGUUGUUAAUCCUGAGCAAACAAAAAAUGUAACAGAGGCAUCUUUAAAAAGGAUUAGCUCAGAUACUGAUUUAUCUCAAGAAAUUGAAAUAUCUAUGCAAAUUGUAAAAAGGCUAUAA
This is a messenger RNA of Cetraspora pellucida, 1077 nucleotides long. The record is from the annotation of a GenBank genome assembly. NCBI's taxonomy places the organism in Eukaryota, Fungi, Glomeromycota, Glomeromycetes, Diversisporales, Gigasporaceae.